Zymoseptoria tritici IPO323 is the source of this 315-nucleotide messenger RNA. RefSeq lists its product as uncharacterized. NCBI's taxonomy places the organism in Eukaryota, Fungi, Ascomycota, Dothideomycetes, Mycosphaerellales, Mycosphaerellaceae. The record is from RefSeq and is a predicted model, not a curated record. The transcript is spliced from 3 exons. Bases 1 to 315 code for a protein of 104 amino acids.
AUGCACGCCACCACCGCCGUCAUCGCCCUUCUGUCCGCCUUGGCCAUCGCUCGUCCUGCCCCCAGCGAAGUCAACGGAGACGAUCUCUGGGGCAACUGCGCCGGCUGGACACCAUGCCAGGACGUCGUCCGCAUCGCCGAGGGAUGCGGCACCGCCAAAACUGAAGGAGGCGAUGUCUUCUCCAAGCCGUCGUGGGUCCAGUGUACCUGCUCGAAAAUCAAGCCGAAGCAGCUGGAGGACUGCAGCUCUGUGUGCCUGGAGUACUUCCGUGAGGGAGGAGAUCUCAAGAAGCUCAAGGAUGCUUGCGGAUACUAG